Molecule: messenger RNA, 1357 nt
Organism: Andrographis paniculata
Lineage: Eukaryota; Viridiplantae; Streptophyta; Magnoliopsida; Lamiales; Acanthaceae
Exons: 10
Coding region: 71-1183 (370 amino acids)
Source: RefSeq, a predicted model, not a curated record
UCAAUUAAUUAAUCCGACAAUAAACAUAUAGCUAUAUACCGUGGCGGAAGUCGACUUGCCGGUGGUGGCUAUGGCGGCCGGAGAAGAUUCGGACCCUUCGUGCUUGUUCAUGGUGUCUGCGUUUCUCGCAAUGGAACCUCCCGACGUGGUACUCUCCUUCGCCAGGGAGCUUUGUGGAGGCUGUAUCACGGAGAGCGUUCAGAGCUUCAUUUGGCGGCGGUGUAUUAGCAAAGCUGAUUUGAAGUGGCAGGGGGAUUAUAUGAGAAGAUUUCUCAAGAAAUUGAUCGGUGACAUCGAAUCAAGCGGCGGUGUUGUUUUGGAUGAACUGUACGAGCAGUACACCUCAAUGAUUUCUCUACAGGAUGGUAGCACUAAUAGCGGGAACUUGUGGAUUUUGAAAACGAUCUCCUUUCUGUUCCCUGAUGAGUCCGCUGGAAUAUCAAGCUGUCUGACUUCAAAGCAAUUUGAGGUUCGACUCCGGUGUUCUACCAACAUGCUUGAAGGAGAUACUGGGUGCUCCAUUUGGCCGUCAAGCCUUUUCCUGUCAGAAUUUAUAUUGUCGCACCCAGAAAUCUUUGCAAAUAAGUGCUGCUUUGAGGUUGGUUCAGGAGCCGGAUUGAUCGGCAUUUGUCUCUCCUAUGUGAAAGCAUCUAAGAUUUUACUAAGUGAUGGCGAUUUCUCUACUUUAGCAAACAUGAAGUUCAACUUGGAAUUGAACGACCUGAGUACGGGAGACAACACAUCAGACAACCUUGUACAACACAAAAAGGUGCAUUGUAUUUGUUUGCCAUGGGAAUCCGCAACAGAUGAAGAACUACUCGGUUUAUCUCCAGACAUAAUUUUAGGCGCUGAUAUUAUCUACGAUCCAUCAUGCCUUCCGCAUCUAAUAAGAAUCCUGGCUGUUCUUCUCAAGCACAAAUCCAUUAACAGCCACACUCAUGUAUCAGAUGCUUUGCCAGCCGACACACUUGUAUGCGCCAAUGGCACCGGAGGUGGCCCCGUUGCAUAUUUCGCUUCUGUGAUCCGCAACGAGGACACUUUCAACUACUUUCUUGCACUUGCUGAAGAGUCUAAUCUCAGAGUCACAGAUCUCACUGGAAAUGUGCAAGUAUGUAAUUUUCUUCCUUACUUGCAAUCAUACCACCGUUCAGACGUGCAUUUAAUCAGUCUUUAUGCUUUGUAAAAAUAGACUCUUUUUUAUUAUGGUAGCAAUUUGUUGUAUUUCUUGGUGGAAUGGGAAAUAUUUCAUUCUGAUAACUAACUUUAACUGUCUGUAUGAUGAUUCUUGUUUUUAUUAUUCUUUUUACAGAUGUUUUAUUUGAUACGUGAUUCAUUAUCAAUAUAUAGAAUUUGCUCA